GCUGAACAGUUUUUCAUGUGUUUAUUGACUAUUUGUACUUCUACAUCUGAGGAGUGUCUUUCAUUUCAGUUAUUUUCCAGAGUCUGGAUUCCACAUCUCAGAAAGGCUGAACUGGUGCUGCUCCCCACUCUUCCACUUUCAAGGACUGAAGGAGCUCCAGGAAGCAGGUCAGGAGGUCUUGGUCUGAAGCAGUGUCCACAGCUCACAGCAGUGGAGGAGGCCCAACGAGUCAAGGCAUCUGAGUCCUCAUCUUGAAGCCCUUGCUGUCCCCAAGGAACGUGAGAACACCUUCAUCAUAAGAAGAGCCACGCAUCAAGCUAGGGAAGGCUUCCAGGCCAAAGAGGGACACGCAGCCUAGUGGGUGUGCAGGUUCUCCAGUCUGAGGGAGAGCAAUUGGUUGCCACUGCUUCUUCUGCAUCCUCUUUCCCCUGUACCGAAUCUCAGGCACACCAGCAGAAGGACCUGGGACCAGGACACCAAGUCCUCAGAUUUCUCAGCUGGUCUUCUUUCCCUCUACUGCCAUGGCCUCCAGUCAAACAAGCCAAUCCAGUGAGGGCUCCAUCAGGGAAGAAGAUGAGCUUUCACUCAUGUCACAGGACCAGGAAGGUUCUGAGUCCUUGCCCCAUGUGGUCCUGUAUGACAGGAUAGAUGCAUUGGUAGAUUUCCUGCUCCACAAGUAUAGGAGAAAGGAGCUGACUUCCAAGGCAGAAAUGCUGCACACUUUCAUGAAAGAUUACCCGGAGCACUUCCCUCCGAUCUUCAACAAAGUCUCAGAGUGUCUGUACAUGGUCUUUGGCAUUGAUGUGAAGGAAGUGGAUCCCCCUGGGCAGAUAUAUGUCCUCGCUCCUGUCCUGGGUCUCACCUAUAAUGACAGAGUAGGUGAUGACUACAACCUUGCCAAAACCGGCCUCUUGAUAAUGAUUAUCACUGCCAUCUUCAGAAAGGGCAACCACGCCAGUGAGACCAUUAUCUGGCUUGCCCUUAACAGGAUGCAGGUGUUUGAUGGGAGUGAACAUUUCAUCUAUGGGGAUCCGAGGAAAUUUAUCACUGAGGAUUUGGUGCAGGAAGGGUAUCUAGAGUAUCGGCAGGUGCCCAAUAGCGAUCCUGCUCUCUAUGAGUUCCUUUGGGGUCCGAGGACCCGUGCUGAAACCACCAAGAUGAAAGUACUGGAGCAUUUGGCCAAGGUUAAUAAGAGAGAUCCCUGGUCCUACCCACAUCUCUAUGAAGAGGCUUUGAGCGAGGAGCUAGAGGCUGCCCGUGCACGACGUGCAGUCAGGGCUACUGAAGGAGCAAGUUGCAGGCCAGGGACAGGUUGUGUUCACAAGCCAAAUCACUAGCUUAGCCCCUGCCCAUGUAAAGUGAUGCCCAUUCGUCAGUGUGUGUUUGAGGAGAGCAGCAGGCCUGCUCAGUAGUGAUGAGCCAGGGUAGGGGAAAUCCUGGGCAUACUUUCUUGAUGUUCCUUCUGCUUGGGUUACUUGGAAAUUGACAGUUUCCUUCAUGAAAAUCAAAGAAGCUUGCAUAUCUUAUUUGAAUAAUAGCAUAGAUCUCACAUCUGUUUUUGCUAUUGUUACAUUGUUUGUUCACUUUUAUUUUUGAAGAAAUUAUGAUUUUCUGUGGUAUUGAGCAAAUAGAUUUUGCUUUUCCUUUCCAAGAGUAAGAGUCUUUGCUGUUUUGUAAAACCAACUAGGAAAUCGUCCACUCUUUUGUGAUGGGAAACAGAUUUCCAUAGCACUAGAGUAGGAAUUUCCUUAUA
This is a messenger RNA of Chinchilla lanigera (long-tailed chinchilla), 1753 nucleotides long. Its product is annotated as melanoma-associated antigen 10-like. Gene Ontology annotation, biological process: negative regulation of transcription by RNA polymerase II. Gene Ontology annotation, cellular component: nucleus. The transcript has 4 exons. NCBI's taxonomy places the organism in Eukaryota, Metazoa, Chordata, Mammalia, Rodentia, Chinchillidae. Bases 522 to 1337 code for a protein of 271 amino acids. The record is from RefSeq and is a predicted model, not a curated record.